Malaya genurostris is the source of this 608-nucleotide messenger RNA. RefSeq names its product large ribosomal subunit protein eL27 (gene RpL27). Gene Ontology annotation, cellular component: ribosome; cytosolic large ribosomal subunit. Gene Ontology annotation, biological process: translation. Gene Ontology annotation, molecular function: structural constituent of ribosome. NCBI's taxonomy places the organism in Eukaryota, Metazoa, Arthropoda, Insecta, Diptera, Culicidae. The record is from RefSeq and is a predicted model, not a curated record. The transcript is spliced from 3 exons. Bases 133 to 543 code for a protein of 136 amino acids.
CACUUCCUAUGGAAUUGCUUUAUACCAGUUAGGAACAUUGACAUUCAGUUUUAACGUCAACUAUGCCUGUCCUUUUCUAAUUCUUUUUCCGGUCUGCCAUUGGGAUCGAAAGUGAACACAUUUCACUGAGUCAUGGGUAAGAUUAUGAAGCAAGGUAAGGUUGUACUCGUCCUCGGGGGACGGUACGCCGGUCGUAAAGCGAUAAUCCUAAAAACAUUCGACGACGGUACCUCGGACAAACAGUUUGGACAUGCUCUCGUUGCUGGCAUUGAUCGGUAUCCUCGGCGGGUGACUCGUCGUAUGAGCAAGGCCCGCAUCCACAAGCGCUCCAAGAUAAAGCCUUUCGUCAAGGUCCUGAACUACAACCAUUUAAUGCCGACGCGCUAUAGCGUACCGGACGUUAGCUUGGACACAAAAUAUUCUGCCAAGGAUCUCAAAGAUCCUGCCAAACGCAAGAAGGCUCGUUUCCAGAUCCGCGUCAAGUUCGAGGAUAGGCAUAAAUCGGGUAAGAACAAAUGGUUCUUCCAAAAACUGCGAUUCUAAACGUGAUUGAUUACGUUAAGUGAAUAAGGAUUGAAGGAUGCUAUGUAAUAAAACAAAAAGGAAAA